CAUAGUUUGUAAUAUGGUUGAAGGGCAAAAAAACGUUAUAACUAGCUCCUCGCUUCCUCUCAUGUUUGCAAUACCAAAGGUGAGUGAGACAUAGUGUAGACCGUUGACAGUAGACGGUACUCAAGGGAGCGCCCGCGCUAAAACAAAAUGUUAAUUUUCCGUUGCAAAAUCCUCAACGUACAUUUACCAUCCUCUUUGGGAACUUUUGUCAAACACUUUCCACUUUCCAAACCCAAAACCUUAUUUCUUCCUCAAAGACUCAACGUUAAAUCUCUAUCCACCGACGGCACCGACAAAAUUCGCACCUCGUGUGAUUUUGAAACCUUAACUUCCCGCCAAAAGGAUCAGAUUCUUCUCUACGUUGACGCUUUACUCCAAUGGAACCAGAAAAUGAAUCUUACGGCUGUCAAAGAAGUUAAUGAAGUAAUGGAAAGGCACGUUGAAGAUUCCCUUGCAAUUAUUCCUCCUAUACAAAACUCUUAUACCUUAAGCUGUAACAAUUCAUUUGAUAGCCUCAGAAUUGUUGACGUUGGAAGUGGCGCCGGGCUUCCUGGUUUAGUUUUAGCUAUUGCUUGUCCAGGUUGGGAGGUAACAUUGGUGGAGUCUAUGAACAAGCGAUGUCUUUUCUUGGAGCACAUAGUGAGUCUUACUGGGCUGUCCAAUGUUCAGGUUGUGAGAGAAAGAGCAGAGAAUUUGGGACAGCAUUCCGACUUUAGGGAGAAAUUUGAUGUAGCAGUGGCCAGGGCAGUUGCAGAAAUGAGAGUUUUGGUUGAAUACUGCCUUCCUCUGGUUCGUGUUGGUGGGUUGUUUGUAGCUGCAAAAGGUCAUGAUCCUCAUCAAGAAAUCAGAAAUGCAGAAAGAGCAAUCAAAUUGAUGGGUGCUUCAAUAUUGCAACUCUGUUCAGUGGAAUCGCACAGCCUACAUGGACAGAGAACUGCUAUCAUUUGCUUAAAAAAUCACUCCACACCAAGAAAAUAUCCACGUGAUCCAGGUACACCGACAAAAGUACCACUCUGAUAAUUAGGGUGUCUGUUCUGCUGUCUGCUUGGGUCCUGCACCUCCAAAUGUAUAUGAGUAACCUUUAUUCUGAAAUUCUUCUUUUUUUUUAUUGAACAACUUUGUUAUGGUUUCAGAACAACCUUAAGACUUUAUCCUCUGUAGUUUGCACUGGACCAGUGUGCUUGACGUGCAAAUUCAGUUUUCUCAAUAUAUUGGCUUGUUGUUUCAGAUACCUGGGGAUUAUUUUUUUGAGAUUGGAUGACAAGAUUCUAAACCGGUCGUUUCAUUCUGAUUUUGCAAAACAAGUUUUUAAGUUUAUUGAUGACAUGAGUUUCUUGAAUAUUAUGCUUCAUGAAAUUGCUUUGCUGAAAGUUAUGUCUUCCAAUUAUGGAGAAGGAUUAAAAAUGAAACUGAAUUCUGGAGGGGAUAAAGUCUGCCGUAUAAGAAUUUUGUUAACGCAUUGUUAUCUACGCCAUUCCAAUCCCCAAACCAAGUGGCGUACUUUUUGAAAGUUAUGGUAAAAUGAUUGAAUAUGAGUAUAAUCCAAUGCAUAGAUGAUAGCACUGAGAAGUGUGUGCAGGACAGGCAGUGUCGGUGUGCGUUUAUGAUACACCAUUGGGCCAAAUUAAUUGAGUCUUGGUUAAUCUUUCUUGUCAGGAUCAAAGUUCAUACUCAAGUCAUGUUGAAGGGAUUGUUUUAGUCUUUGAUUUUGUCGAUUUAGUAAGGAAAUCUUGAUGGUUUCUUGCUUUUAGUAGGCUGAGAUUUCAUAUAUUCAUCUAAUUUAGGUAAAAAGUGUAGAAAAGCAUUCGCUUUCCAGUUAAGCACUUGACAUGGCACAAAGA
This is a messenger RNA of Durio zibethinus, 1841 nucleotides long. RefSeq lists its product as uncharacterized. Gene Ontology annotation, biological process: rRNA processing. The record is from RefSeq and is a predicted model, not a curated record. NCBI's taxonomy places the organism in Eukaryota, Viridiplantae, Streptophyta, Magnoliopsida, Malvales, Malvaceae. Gene Ontology annotation, cellular component: cytosol; cytoplasm. Gene Ontology annotation, molecular function: rRNA (guanine-N7-)-methyltransferase activity.